Messenger RNA from Cryptomeria japonica (Japanese cedar), 2738 nucleotides. RefSeq names its product cellulose synthase-like protein H1. Gene Ontology annotation, biological process: cellulose biosynthetic process; plant-type primary cell wall biogenesis. The coding region runs from base 177 to 2465 and encodes 762 amino acids. The transcript is spliced from 9 exons. NCBI's taxonomy places the organism in Eukaryota, Viridiplantae, Streptophyta, Pinopsida, Cupressales, Cupressaceae. The record is from RefSeq and is a predicted model, not a curated record. Gene Ontology annotation, molecular function: cellulose synthase (UDP-forming) activity; mannan synthase activity. Gene Ontology annotation, cellular component: trans-Golgi network; plasma membrane.
AUUACUAUUACUUCAGUAAACAUUUGAUACCAGUCUGCAUUUCACACGGCAUUGUUUUUAGUCUUGUCAAAACAAUCCAAGAAUCAAAAGACUGAGGCAGAUCUCUAUAUAAAGCCAGAUUGAAUUGGCCAGAGUGCAAUCUAGUAGUUGUAAAGGCAGUUUAUGUCUUCUAACUAAUGGAGACGAAUGCCUGCAGUUCUGGUCCUCUGUUUGAGAAAAUCACAAAGAAAUCAAAUCUUUAUAGAGCUUACGUAUGCCUUCACUUCCUGCUUUUACUAUGUUUCCUAUCCCAUCGCUUACUGAAUCCUUUUCAUGAAUCUUUUGGGCUUUGGAUGGUAGCUUUUACAUGUGAGCUUUGGUUUGCUUUCAUGGGGAUAAUCCUUCACAACAUGGCAUGGAAGUUUGUUGAGUAUAAAACAUAUCCAGCGAGACUUGCAGAAAGAUAUAGUGGAGAAUCUGUUUCCAAGCUUCCUGCUGUGGAUGUAAUCAUCACUACAACUGAUCCCUUCAAAGAGCCUUUAUUGAUAACUGCCAAUACAGUUCUUUCUGUUCUUGCACUUGAUUAUCCAGUAGAAAAAUUUGCUUGUUAUAUCUCAGAUGAUGGUGCCUCUCCCAUCACUUUCUACUCUCUGGUAGAAACUUUGAGCUUUGCCAAAAAAUGGGUGCCCUUCUGCAGAAAGUUCAAAAUACAGACCAGGGCCCCCUUUAUGUUCUUCUCCAAAGAAAAAGAGUCCUCUCAUCCUGAUUUUGUCCGAGAAUGGCAAGUCAUGAAGGAUGAGUACGAAGGUUUGAAGAGAAGGGUAAACACAGCACUGGAAAAGAAACAAGCUCCACCAGAUUUCAUUUCUCAUCAUAGUGUUGAUGGGUUUGUGUAUAGAAGCUCAGAUAUUAAAAACCACACAAGUAUAGUACAGGUUAUUCAUGAAAAUAAAACGAUUCAUGAAAACGAAGCUGAUGCUUUGCCCCACCUGAUAUAUGUUGCUAGAGAAAAACGCCCUAAGGUCAGCCAUCAUUAUAAAGCUGGCGCCAUGAAUGUCAUGGCAAGAGUAUCAGCAUUGAUGACAAAUGCUCCUUUCACACUUAAUCUGGACUCUGAUAUGCAUGUCAAUGAUUGCAGAGCUAUACAACAUGCUAUGUGUUUUUUCCUUGAAUGCAAAUCUGAGGAAGAAUGUGGUUUUGUACAAUUUCCCCAAGUGUUCCAUGGAGGUCUCAAGGAUGAUCCCUUUGGAAGCCAGUUGAAAUUACUAGUAGAACUCGCAGGAAAAGGAUCGAAUGCGAUGCAAGGUCCCCUUUACGGAGGAACCUGCUGCUUUCAUAGAAGAAAAGGGUUGUAUGGGUUGCCUCCUCGGAUUAAUCAAUACAACAAAAAAGGAAGUGAAAGACAAGAGAUUCCAGAUUUUGCAUCCUCUUCUUGCUCUUAUGAGGCUUUGAGGAAAGCAUUUGGAGAAUCCCAUGCCCUAGUUGAAGCAGCUCAGGGAGUUAUAACUGACAUUCCAUCUAAUAGCCAUACUCUUCCUUCCCUGGUUACAAAGGAGGCUUUGAAGAUUGCUAGUUGCAGCUAUGAAACAAAGACUGCCUGGGGCAAAGUGGUGGGAUGGAUGUAUGGAUCCACAGUUGAGGAUGUUAUGACAGGACUAAAAAUUCAUGGUCUAGGUUGGCAUUCUAUUAGUUUCCAGCCAGAAGAACCAGUUUUCAUGGGAUGUGCAGCAAACACUGGCCCAGAUACUCUUGUUCAGCAGAAGAGAUGGGCAACAGGACUGCUAGAAAUAUUUGUAAACAAAUUCUCUUUUUUCAUUGGAAUCAAAACAAGUAUUAAACUGAGGCAGAGGAUGCUUUAUGCUCAUUUCUGCCUAUGGGCAAUUUGUUCAGUACCGGCAAUCUGCUAUGCUUUACUUCCUGCUAUCAGUCUACUACAUGACAAAUCGUUCCUGCCCAAGAUUUCAGAGGUUUCUUUUCCAAUUGCACUUGUACUCUUCCUUUCAGUAUAUGGAUAUCAGCUUGUGCAAUACAUUCUUUGUGGGUGUUCUGUCAGAGAGUGGUGGAAUAACCAAUUCAUGUGGUUCAUUGUGUGCACAUCUGCAUGGUUCAUUGCAGUGUUUGAUGUUGCAGCAAAGUUGUUGGGAUUGUCCGACACAGUUUUUGUUGUGACUCCAAAGGGGUCAGAGGAAGAAGAGAAUGGUGAUGAGGGCGAGUUUACAAUUGAUUCCUCUCCACUGUUCAUCAUGCCCACUGCAAUAUUAUUCUUAAACUUAGCAGGUCUUAUUCGGAGCACCGUUUCACUUGUGGGUAGUGGAGAUAAGAUCAAAGACAGGCCAUUUGCAGAGUAUUUGUGCAGUAUUUGGGUAGUAAUCAAUCUUUGGCGGUUUGUGAAAGGAUUGGUUAGAAAGGGCAAGAGAGGCAUUCCUUGGAGUGUUAUCAUGAAAUCUGGUGCUUUGGCUGUUUUCUUAUACGCUGCACUGGCCUAAUUCAGCGGUGGGUAUUUCUCGUAUUGCAAAUCUCAUUGAAAUAAGUUUCAAGAGAACUGCUCUGACUAGUCUUGCAAUAGAGAAAUAAGCAAUUGGGAGUUGUUAGAAAUAUUCUUCUAUCACAGAAUGAUUCCCCUCUCAGCCUUUCUGGUGAAGAGCUCUUCUUCCGGUGAUAUUCUGUCUCUAAUAUUUGGUACUGUGUUUAAUAGCCCACUGUAUUCUUCAAACAAUGAAGAACUUUUCUUUCUAGUGUGACAAUCUGUCUUUGCCUCA